Dicrocoelium dendriticum is the source of this 2250-nucleotide messenger RNA. NCBI's taxonomy places the organism in Eukaryota, Metazoa, Platyhelminthes, Trematoda, Plagiorchiida, Dicrocoeliidae. The record is from the annotation of a GenBank genome assembly.
GCACACUUCUCAUAAUAGCCCAAUAACAAUGGGCACGUUGUCUGACUAUGUUUUCCUGAAAAAAAUUGGCCAAGGGUCCUACGGCGAAGUUUAUCUUGGGAGACCGAAAGUAUUUGGUUACCUUUUUUACACACACACACAAAUGGUGGUUUUAGGCUUCUGCUGAGCCCAUUGCCAUCAAAUGCAUUCCAAAAGUCAAGCUUACCAAGCGUGGCCAGGACAAUCUCGUCACAGAAAUAUCUAUUCUUCAAAAGUUGACCCAUCCGCACAUUGUGCGAUUGUUGGACUUUUCGUGGGAUUCUGUCAGAGUUUAUCUGCUCAUGGAGUAUUGUGCAGGUGGUGACCUGAGUCGACUUAUUCGUGUAAAACGUCGGCUGUCAGAAGUUGUCGUUCGUCGGUUUCUUCGGCAACUUGCCCUAGCACUACAAUAUCUACACCAGAAGAAUAUUACUCACAUGGACUUAAAACCACAAAACAUCCUGCUUACGUCCUCUUCUCAUCCAGUUCUGAAGGUCACCGACUUUGGAUUUGCCCAACAUCUUCAAAACACUGCACAGAUGAGUGAGCUGCGGGGAACGUUGCUCUACAUGGCCCCCGAAAUUUUCUGUGAAGGUGUUUAUCAUCCUUCAUGUGAUCUCUGGUCGGUGGGAAUCAUAAUGUACGAAUGUCUUUUCGGGGCUCCUCCUUAUGCGUCGUCUAAUUUGGAGACGCUGAAAAUGAGGCUACUUAAUCGUGAAGCUGUUCAGAUUCCGCAUAAUCCCCAGACCAGCGGAAACUGUUCUUCCUUAUUGAAGGGCCUACUCAGACCUGAUCCGAGUGAUCGACUGAACCACCAGGAAUUUUUCGAUCAUCCAUUCGUGGACUUGAAACAUGCACCUACCGCUGAAAGUUUGAGCCACGCACUCUCCUACCUUGAACUGGCUCACGAAUGCGAACAGGCUGGUCAGUUGUCCGCUGCCUAUGAAAAAUAUACCCGCGGCUUAGCCCAUCUAGUCUCAGCCAUCGAAUAUGAGCCAUCACCCAAACAAAGAGAAGAGCUUAAGCAGAUGGCUUCUCGUUAUUUUGACCAAGCUGAACGUGUAAAAUCAUUGCUGCGAUCAAAGUCGAAUACCAAAUUCCCGCCGGCGAGGCCUACGUGUCCCCCACGCCGACGCGUUCAAGCACCAUGUGAAUCCGCGGAUCCUCACCUGCAGUCCAAAUUAGUUCAACAAAGUUCCAUGGCCACCGGUCCCCCUCACUCCACUACGUGUGACACCACUUCUGAUGAACCUAAAACCGCAACAGCACUUCCACCCUCGACGUGGCUGAGCUAUGUUACGAGUUUUCUCCGCCGCAAUCCUAGAACAAACUCCUGUACGCCAGUUUCUGCUCACUCCCAUCCCUCGCCGGAAGUAUUCCCAUCGGCAGAGAAUCCGAAAGUCUCACUGCCCUCCCAGUCGACACAACCGUUGGAUCAAGCUAUUGAGGAAUCCGAUGACGUGACGAGAUGCACUGACUCUACUCUUCCAAUAAAUUCCGCGUCUAUUUUGAAAGAUUUACAUACCACCUUAUGUGACGGUAGCCGAAAUUCGCUUGACACUGUGUCCUCAAACGAAAAAAUUUCUCGCCUAAGAGCCCUCAGUGUGUCGUUCGGCUCCCCAGAUAGCCAGAGUGAGUGUAGACCUUCAUCCACGGAAUUCGACCUGACAUACCUUCAACAUAUGGCGAUACUCACCGACACCGAACGACUGUUAGAAUUGAAAUCCCUUUGUAGCUCUCCGGACAACAGAUAUGGCAGUAUCCUUGAUAGCGUGGAAGAAUUUUACCUCUUGCUCCGAACCAAUCGACUGCAUGCAGCUAUCAGUCAUGUUGAAGCCAACUUUCCAAACUGGCUGGCAGUGGCUAAAGACGACAUCAAUGAAGAACGGCGGCGUGCGGUUAUGAAAGAAUUGAAGUUGGUGCUAGAUUUGAUAGAAUGGAGCAAGCAGCAGUCGUCAGAGCAGCUCAGUUCGUCUGAGAACGCCGGUGCCACAGAAGCGGAUUGCCCGGUCUCUCACGAAGUUGGAAUUGACGCCCUCUCUGAAGCAGAUUCCACCGAUACGUCAUGCUGUAUAUCCUGAUCUAGAAGCUUCCCCCGGCUUCCACAGAUGUCACUUAUCCAUGACUGGGAUACCAAUCGUCACGUUCCGCAGCGGUUUUCUCCAUGAUCGUCCUCUUUCUUUGUGGCUCCAUUCCCCUUGACAAGCUAGCGACCAGUCGUUCGAUUUCCCC